GGAGUGGUUGGCAUGUUGGCCUCUCCUUUUACCACCAAAACCAAAAACCCUUUUUUUUCUUUUUUUUUUCUAUUUCUGACAUAUUAGAGAUCACCACUUUGAAUACAAGUGAGUGAAUUUCUGGUUUGAUAUGGGAAGGGAACCAUGUGAGAUUCAAAUGAUCAACUCCUUAAUUUCCUUUUCCUUUCCAAUUUUACCCAAAAAUAUAUAAUAUAUAUUAAAAAAAACAUACCAACAAAUCAGUUGGAAAGUUGGUUGUGUGUUGAGCACUUCACAUUCCUCUUCUACCUGCUCUCUACUUGCUCUUCAUAAAACCAAAACCCAACUUCUCAUCUUCUUCACAAACAUCAUCUCAUGGGAAUUACAACGCAAUCUUCCAUUUUCUUCUUCUUGUUUUGCGUAUGGAAUUCUUCUGUAAAUGCCUUGCUUACUGCAAAAGGUGUCAACUUUGAAGUGCAAGCCCUGAUGGCCAUUAAAGCUGCUCUGAAAGACCCACAUUCGGUUCUUAAUUGGGACGAAAACGCCGUGGAUCCUUGUAGCUGGACCAUGAUCACUUGUUCUCCUGAUAAAUUCGUCAUUAGCUUAGGAGCUCCAAGUCAAAACUUGUCCGGCAGCCUGUCACCGGGCAUCGGAAACCUGACGAAUCUCCAAUCAAUGCUUCUACAAGACAAUAAUAUAUCAGGAGGAAUCCCAUGGGAGGUUGGGAACAUACCAAAUCUGGAGACUCUUGAUCUUUCAAGCAAUGACUUCCAUGGCCAAAUUCCAACCUCUCUUUCCCAUCUUAGAAGUCUGCAAUAUCUGCGGCUGAAUAACAACAGUCUUUCUGGGACAAUCCCUUCAUCACUGGCCAACAUGACUCAGCUCGCAUUAAUGGACCUCUCUUUUAAUAAUCUCAGUGGCCCAUUGCCCACAUUGCUACCUAAAACCUACAAUCUGGCUGGGAAUACACUGAUUUGCUCAACUGGGUUGGAGCAUAGGUGCAAUGGAACUGCUCCUCCUGUUUUAUUUGCAGUCAAUAAUCCUCAAAAUCCUCAACCUUCUGGGAGAUCGAAGGGCCACGAAUUAGCCUUGGCUUUUGGCUCAAGCCUCGGAUGCGUUUUUCUGCUAACUUCAGGGUUCGGCUUCUUUAUUUGGUGGAGGCAAAGACAUAACCAGCAAAUUUUCUUCGAUGUUAAUGACCAACGAUUUGAGGAAGUUUGCCUUGGGAACCUAAGAAUUUUCCAGUUCAGAGAGCUUCAAGCAGCCACAAACAACUUCAGCAGCAAACACUUGGUGGGAAAAGGCGGGUUUGGAAACGUUUACAAAGGGUACCUUCAAGAUGGUACAAUCAUAGCAGUGAAGAGGCUGAAAGAUGGAAAUGCAAUGAGAGGAGAGAUCCAAUUCCAGACCGAAGUCGAGAUGAUCAGCCUAGCCGUGCACCGUAACCUCCUACGUCUCUACGGGUUCUGUAUGACAACCACAGAGAGACUGUUAGUUUACCCCUAUAUGUCCAACGGCAGUGUUGCAUCCCGUCUAAAAGCGAAGCCAGCUCUGGAUUGGAGCACGAGGAAGAGAAUAGCAUUGGGUGCAGCAAGGGGCCUACUGUAUUUGCAUGAACAGUGUGACCCUAAGAUUAUUCACAGAGAUGUGAAGGCUGCAAAUAUAUUGCUUGAUGAUUAUUGCGAUGCUGUGGUGGGAGAUUUUGGAUUGGCAAAGCUUUUGGAUCACAGAGAUUCACAUGUCACCACUGCUGUACGAGGAACUGUUGGCCAUAUAGCUCCUGAGUAUCUCUCCACUGGCCAAUCCUCUGAGAAAACUGAUGUCUUUGGAUUUGGAAUCCUUCUUCUUGAGUUGAUCACUGGCCAGAGAGCUCUCGAGUUCGGAAAAGCUGCAAACCAGAAAGGAGCCAUGCUCGAUUGGGUGAAGAAAAUUCACCAAGAAAAGAAGCUUGAAAUCCUAGUUGACAAGGAUUUAAGGAGCAAUUACGACCGAAUCGAGCUCGAGGAAAUGGUUCAAGUAGCUCUUUUGUGCACACAGUAUCUUCCAACCACCAGACCCAAGAUGUCUGAAGUGGUCAGGAUGCUUGAAGGGGAUGGACUUGCGGAGAAAUGGGAAGCUUCCCAGAGGGCAGAUGCAAACAGGUACAGAGUCAACGAAUUCUCCUCUUCCGAGCGAUAUUUGGAUCUUACCGAUGAUUCUUCAUUGCUUGCACAAGCCAUGGAGCUUUCAGGACCGAGAUGAUGAAUAUAUAGUUUUUCUUUGUUCCAUACAACGAAUCCCUGCAUGUAUUUCCCUACAGAAUGAGACAUUAAUAUCAAAGUGAAUCUGUCAUAUGGCAGCCUCAUGUUGAGGCUCCUGUGUUGGUGGAGAUAAGAUAACUCAGUAUAAUUGUACAGUCCGAGUUCUCAUGCUCGGAGUAGUAAUACUGGAUUGAAUUUCGCUCCUGCAGUUUUCUGGCAA
Momordica charantia (bitter melon) is the source of this 2439-nucleotide messenger RNA. Its product is annotated as protein CLAVATA3 INSENSITIVE RECEPTOR KINASE 6. Gene Ontology annotation, biological process: protein phosphorylation. Lineage: Eukaryota; Viridiplantae; Streptophyta; Magnoliopsida; Cucurbitales; Cucurbitaceae. Gene Ontology annotation, molecular function: protein kinase activity; protein binding; ATP binding. The record is from RefSeq and is a predicted model, not a curated record.